AAUUGUCAAACACUACACAGCUUCCUCUCCUAGGUUCGUAACCGAUUGGUGAUUGCUGGCAUUUACUUCACCGAUUGUAUCUGUGUCGAGUCCACCUCGAAGUUGUGUGGCAUACCAUAACGGUGCUCGCGAAUUUCAAGUGCAUUCGGUUUUUGUGCUACACCAACAGCAACCUUCAAUGAAUUUCAAUUCACUUUGUGUGUAAUAUUUGGGGAAAACAAUGUCAGAAAAAGACGCCACAAACUCGGACAUAAUCCAAAAAUCAAUUGGGGUUUUUGGACGAUGGCACGUGGCAGUUUGUUUCAUUAUUUUUCUCGUCAAAUUCCCAGUGGCUUGGCACCAACUCAGCAUCGUAUUUCUAGCACCUCCGAUGAAAUUCUCUUGCAUAGAUAACGACACAGACAAAUGCUCCAGUAACUGUAGCGAACACAUUUUUGACAGAACAAUCUUUGCGGAGACAAUCAUCACUCAAUGGGACCUAGUCUGUGGCAGAACGCAUUUAGCAAGUCUGGCCCAAACUGUGACGAUGUUUGGGAUUCUGUCCGGGAACAUGCUUUUCGGAUAUCUUUCUGAUAGGUUUGGACGGAGAGGCCCAUUGACUGGGGCGGUGAUCUUGCAGGUUGUUUCUGGGACUUGCACUGCGUUUGCUCCCUAUUUCCCGCUCUUCCUGUUUAUGCGAUUUUUGGCCGCUUUGUCCACGGGCGGCACAAUGGUCAUUAGUUUUGUGCUAGUAAUGGAACUAGUAGGGCUAGAGUGGCGAACAACGUUGGGCAUCCUCUACCAAAUUCCCUUCAAUCUCGGCCAUUUGUUAUUGCCCCUCUUUGCUUAUUUUCUCCGCGACUGGAGAUACUUCCAAAUUACGAUAUCACUACCUGCCGUUAUUUUAAUUUCCUACUACUGGAUCCUCCCAGAGUCGCCUCGGUGGUUGCUAACAGUCGGCAAAAAGGACAAAGCGAUCAAGCUUUUGGAAAAAGCCGCUCAUUAUAACAAACUCCCAACGGAACACAUCAAAGAGGACGUUUACAACUACAUGCAAAAAAACGAAAUCAAUGAAGAGAAACAAGCCGGCAACAUUCUAGACUUAGUAAAAACACCAAUAAUGCGAAUGUACACAUUUUGCGUCGGCUUCAACUGGUUCGUAUGCGGGCUAUGUUUCUUCGGAAGUGCCCAGUACAUCGGACAGUUGGGCGGAAACAUUUUCAUCAACGUUGCCCUAUCUGCUGUUAUCCAAAUCCCGAGCACCUUAUUCUCAAUCUGGGCUGUGAAAGCGUGGGGGCGUAAACGCACCUUAAUCUCCAGCAACAUUUUAGCAGGAAUUUCCUGUCUUUUGAUCGCCAUAGUCCCAGGGAAACUGGCUUGGGUUCGCACAACGUUGAGUUGUGUGGACAUGUUCGCGUUAGCUGUGUCUUUCCCAACAGUUUACAUUUAUUCAGGGGAACUUUUCCCGACUGUUGUACGAAAUAUAGGCGUGGGGACUUCGUCAAUGUGUGCUAGGUUUGGCUCAAUGGCUGCUCCGUUCAUUGCAGGACUUGUUAUAGUCCAGGCGUGGUUACCCCCGGUUAUUUUUGGGGUUGUUCCGCUCAUUGGGGCACUGCUUUGUAUCAAACUACCAGAGACACUUAACUGCACACUGCCGGAUACGGUCGAGGAAGCGGAGCAGUUUGUUAAAAAAGCGCUAGCUAAUAACGACACAGAAAUGCGAUAAGUUAUGAAGUACAAAAUUUCAUUGUUGAAAUUAAUUUUUAAUACUUUAAGUUAGCGAAUUUGGAGUCUUUCAAUAAUGUGUAUUUUUUUAAUAAAUAGCGUUAAUUGUGGUUUUGGCCAUAAUUUAAUCCUCCCGGCGCAUCCACCAAAAUUUGACAAAAAUAAAUUGACUACUGUAAGCUGA
Molecule: messenger RNA, 1888 nt
Organism: Tribolium castaneum (red flour beetle)
Lineage: Eukaryota; Metazoa; Arthropoda; Insecta; Coleoptera; Tenebrionidae
Product: organic cation transporter protein
Exons: 4
Coding region: 221-1705 (494 amino acids)
Biological process (GO): transmembrane transport
Cellular component (GO): membrane
Molecular function (GO): transmembrane transporter activity
Source: RefSeq, a predicted model, not a curated record